UGUUAUCACAAUAGCCCGGAAAAGAUUCUAUGCGACUGCUACGUUUGUGAUGGUGUUGUUAUUAUUUAUAAGGCGAUACUGAAAUUAUUUCUUUUCGUUCUUCAACCUUGUUAGUAUACAAAGCUUUUUGAGCAUGGCGGGGACAGCGCUGAAACGACUCAUGGCGGAAUAUAAACAACUCACAUUGAAUCCACCAGAGGGGAUUGUGGCAGGCCCUGUCAGUGAAGAGAAUUUCUUUGAAUGGGAGGCUUUGAUCAUGGGCCCGGAAGAUACCUGUUUCGAAGGAGGUGUUUUCCCAGCAAUCCUGAGUUUUCCUUCAGACUAUCCUCUGAGCCCUCCGAAGAUGAGAUUUACCUGUGAAAUGUUCCACCCGAACAUCUACCCAGACGGUCGAGUGUGUAUCUCCAUCCUUCAUGCCCCAGGUGAUGACCCGAUGGGAUAUGAGAGCAGUGCUGAGAGGUGGAGUCCAGUUCAGAGUGUUGAGAAAAUCCUCUUGUCAGUCGUCAGCAUGCUUGCUGAGCCCAACGAUGAGAGUGGAGCCAACGUGGACGCGUCGAAGAUGUGGCGUGAAGAAAGAGACCAGUUUUUCAAAAUAGCUGAACAGAUUGUGAAGAAAUCCCUGGGACUUUAAAACCAGCUUGAGCAUCUUCUCAUAAUGGACCGCUCCUUCUUUUCUGUGUAAGGAGAAUAGUUUGGAGACUCGAAAUACAUAGCUGAGAACAGAAUCUCUCUUGAACUCUCUAGCGAUAUCAUGCCACUAUUUCUUUUAAGUCUAGGACCUUUGCUUUAGGGUUACUGCCAGUACGGGCUGCUUUUGAGAGUACGUGCACACAGUGUUAAAAUUCUGUACAAUCAGGAAUUAUUAGUUAAUUCAACUUUGUUUCAUACUGGUUAUUUCUGUUAACAGAUAUAUGGAUACCAAGAUUCCAGUGUGAAUCACCCCUAUUGUGAUAACAUCAGACAGAGACAAUUUCUUUAACACUUUAGUUCAAUUACUUUGUGGGUACCCAUAUUGUGUUAUUGUCUCCAAAUUUUGUAUUGAAGGGCAAAUACAGUAUAAUUGGAGCCUGGUGAGGCAAACUGCAUCUGUAAAUUAGAAAUAGUAUUUUAGCAUGUAAAACAAAAGGCUGUUAUGAAGGUUUUUUUUUAUAUACAUGGAUAACUUUCAAUUUAGAAGGUAUGUUUAUUAAUUGUGAAGUGCAAUCAGACUUCUUGUUUAUUUAGACAGAAGGUCAUGGUUUUCUUUUUUGAUCUGAAUGCUGUUGCAUCAGACUAAAAGAAUGACCUUCCCGAUUGUUAAAAAUGAGCGAGAUUUUAAAGCUUAUUUAAAUUGAAUUGUACUAGAUAUAUUAAUUGUAGUUUGACUUUCACAAGUAUAAUAUCUUUCCUGAUUUCUGAAAGUUUUGGGGAUAAAAUUGAAGAACUAUGUUAAUCUCCUUGAACCAGUUAUUAAUAUUUUAUGAUACCACUAGUAGGAGAGCAUAGGCCCAAAUCGGGUGGUAGUCCAAAUUUUAGGGCAACUUUCUCUUGACACAAAACUUGUGUGGUGUGGAACCUUUUGAUAUUACUGUUAUGACCAAAGUUAUGGCUGCUGUUAAUUCUGAUUUCAAUUUAAGAUUUGUGUGUUGCUCUGGAUCUCAACUGUUUUUUGGAGUGGCAGCCAAAAAGGUGUAAUCUUGCUUCUGUAGCUGAUGUUAGGGUUAAAUUUCAAACUAUGGGGCAGACUGGCAUCCUGGUUUGGGGGUGAAUAGACCGUACUCUGGAAGCAAAAGUGUUCUGGGCAACUAGUAAGUUGCCAUUGUGUGAGGAGAUGGGCACUGCCAGCCGAUACUUUAUGCCAAAAAAAGUAAACUUGGCAUUAAUUGCAGUUUGGCUUUGCUUUAAGGAGUAACACUGAACCCAAACCCAGUGGUAUUGCCCUUUCCGAUCAUGUCUUAACACGAUUUGGGUUAAUUAGUAUUUUUGUUUAGAAUUACAAGUAUACUUUCAUAUUUCUCUGGUCAAUAUUGUUGUUUUUUCUUUUUUUUUUCUUAAUUAUAAGCAAGUGACACUAAAGUGUUCACUGGUUGUUUUUGAUGAUGUUUAAUCAAUACAUGGAUUUUUAGUUAUGUAGUAAUUUUAUGAACAUAAAAGGAAAUCGGAUGAGGUUUUCUGUCAUUAUGCAGUAUUGAUGGAAAAGAAAAUACCAGGUGGAUGGAAACCUAGGUGACUUACUUAUACCGACUACUUAAAAACUAGAACCUGCCAGAUUUUCGACUACUUAGAACCACCACGUGGGUCAUUCUUAAAGUGCUUUGAUAUGAAAAUGAAAGACAAACUGUUGGAUACAACUCAAAAGUUUUAUUCAUGACCAUCAUAUCAAACAUUUGAACUGCAAAAAACGCAGUAUUUAAAUAAAAAAAAAAAAUAUAAAAUGAUUUUCAAAAUGAGCGCAUAUACAACACGACUACAAA
Molecule: messenger RNA, 2453 nt
Organism: Polyodon spathula (Mississippi paddlefish)
Lineage: Eukaryota; Metazoa; Chordata; Actinopteri; Acipenseriformes; Polyodontidae
Product: ubiquitin-conjugating enzyme E2 G2
Exons: 6
Coding region: 134-631 (165 amino acids)
Cellular component (GO): cytosol; endoplasmic reticulum
Source: RefSeq, a predicted model, not a curated record